GCUAUACUCAUUACAAGGUCAAGCAUCCUUUGGGGAUUCUGUCCAGUCAGUAAUCGGAUUACAGUUAAAACCUUUUGAAUUUAAUUUGCCCCGGCAGCCUGCGCGUGGCACGGGAUUCCACGUCAACAAGCGGUUGCCAGGUGAAGGCAGACAAGCCAGACAGUUCCACAGCAUCCAGCACCUCACAGGCUAAUAGCCUACUAAUUCAGAGAUUUGAUAAAACCAUUGUAGAACCGAUUCAACUAUUAUUGACAAGGUGAGAUGAUAAGGAAUUUAUUUGGAGCCUUGACCUAGCCUAUAUAUUUGUUAUUGAUAAAAUGCCGACCACAAGGGUCAUCAAGCAAAAGCCUGUUGUUGAAACGAAAACAAGAGUCGUCGAAGUGAAAACAAAACCGGUUGAAACGAAACCAGCAUCGACAACUCAACACAAAGUCACAGCUCCUCGCAAACCGCGGGCGUCGAGCUGUCCCAGAUGUAUCCAUAGCGACCGAUGCGAGACCACGAAGACCCAGCAGCAGGUCAAGCUGUGCGCUCCCAGGUGCGAUAGGAGAGCGAGAUCAACCUCCACCGCUCCCAAAUCAACACUCUCCACUUCGAAAUCAGCUGUGCUCUGUCAAAAACCAACAGCCACGUCUCCAAAAUCAACUGUAACUUCUUCAAAGUCUAAAGAAGCAUCUCAGGCGAGGCAGGAAGAGGAACGGAGUUCGAGACCCAGGGCGCACUAUGUAAUUCAGAGUCACAAAGCUUUCACGGUCAUCCCUCCUAACCCCAAGAAAAGAAUAGAGAUCCAGCAAAAGGCGGAGGCAGAGCUGGCAGCUUUGGAGGAUCUGAGGCUGAGCAGAGCCACACCCUAUGUCUCCAUUGACCCCAGCAGUGUUGGUGGGAGUCUGAGUCUGGAGGAGGUGCGGCUAAAGCAGCAGCAGGAAAUGCAGACCAGGAGGAAGCAGAGACAGAUGAAGAAAUAUAUGUUUGAGACGUCACCCGUGGUGUUGGGGUGAAGACUGAGCCACAGAGAGACAGAAAGCUGAAGUUAUCAUUAAAAUACAGACGCAUCAGCAUCAUCAUGUGAAUGAUGCUUGUUGCCUGUAUGUCUAAGUCCAGCACUGGGAUCACACAUUGUCUAAGUCCAGCACUGGGAUCACACAUUGUCUAAGUCCAGCACUGGGAUCACACAUUGUCUAAGUCCAGCACUGGGAUCACACAUGGUCUAAGUCCAGCACUGGGAUCACACAUUGUCUAAGUCCAGCACUGGGAUCACACAUUGUCUAAGUCCAGCACUGGGAUCACACAUUGUCUAAGUCCAGCACUGGGAUCACACAUUGUCUAAGUCCAGCACUGGGAUCACACAUUGUCUAAGUCCAGCACUGGGAUCACACAUUGUCUAAGUCCAGCACUGGAAUCACACAUUGUCUAAGUCCAGCACUGGGAUCACACAUUGUCUAAGUCCAGCACUGGGAUCACACAUUGUCUAAGUCCAGCACUGGGAUCACACAUUGUCUAAGUCCAGCACUGGGAUCACACAUUGUCUAAGUCCAGCACUGGGAUCACACAUUGUCUAAGUCCAGCACUGGGAUCACACAUUGUCUAAGUCCAGCACUGGGAUCACACAUUGUCUAAGUCCAGCACUGGGAUCACACAUUGUCUAAGUCCAGCACUGGGA
This is a messenger RNA of Oncorhynchus tshawytscha (Chinook salmon), 1660 nucleotides long. RefSeq lists its product as uncharacterized. The record is from RefSeq and is a predicted model, not a curated record. The transcript has 5 exons. NCBI's taxonomy places the organism in Eukaryota, Metazoa, Chordata, Actinopteri, Salmoniformes, Salmonidae. The coding region runs from base 318 to 998 and encodes 226 amino acids.